Molecule: messenger RNA, 2799 nt
Organism: Pangasianodon hypophthalmus (striped catfish)
Lineage: Eukaryota; Metazoa; Chordata; Actinopteri; Siluriformes; Pangasiidae
Gene: prpf39
Product: PRP39 pre-mRNA processing factor 39 homolog (yeast)
Exons: 14
Coding region: 146-2452 (768 amino acids)
Biological process (GO): mRNA 5'-splice site recognition; RNA processing
Cellular component (GO): U2-type prespliceosome; commitment complex; U1 snRNP
Molecular function (GO): protein binding
Source: RefSeq, a predicted model, not a curated record
AGUGCGCAUGCGCGGGACGGUCUUGCCCUUGUGUAGCUGCGCUGUGGUGUGAGGAAGUGUAGCAUGAGCGCUCGGUACCGCGGCCACAUGUUGUUGAACAGAUAACUUCAAAAGUUGAGAGAAAUUUUUCUGCAAACAAAAUUUCAUGGAACAAUCUGAUCCACAGCUCUCGGACGAGGCCAUGACGGGGAUGGUUGGUGCAGAUGCCUCCGACAAUGGGAAUGCUACUGCUAUGGAAGGUGCAGGAGACAGCUUCGUUCCUGACCUUCCUAACAUGGCUCCUGAUGCUCAGUGGACAAUGGACCAAGUACCUGACACUUUUGCUGGUCUUGCAAAUCAGCAGAACCCAGAACAAGGCCAGGUGGAGCAGUACGAACAGUACUUGGUAGAUGGGCAGUCACAGUCUUCAAUGGGGCAAAAAUCUGACCUUUCCGAACAACACGAUAAUUCAACAUAUGUUGAUGGAAAUCAGCCGGAAACAAACGGACAGGCUGCAGAGGGUCAUCUCAAAGAGUCUGAGUUGAGCUCAGAAAAGCAGGCUGAAACAGGCAGUUCGGACAGCCCAGCGAAUAUGGAGCUUGAGGAUGGGUCCAAAGAGGGAAGUGAAGUAGAUGCCUCACUGUCAAAACCUUCGCUCCCCACUGAUUUCGACAGGCUCUAUAAGGUAGUUGAGGAUGAUCCUGAGGACUUUAAUGGCUGGGUCUACCUUCUGCAAUAUGUUGAACAAGAGAAUCACCUGUUGGCUUCGAGAAAGGCAUUUGAUGCCUUUUUUCUACGCUAUCCCUAUUGUUACGGCUAUUGGAAGAAAUAUGCAGACAUAGAAAAAAAGCAUGGCUGCAUACAGGAGGCGGAUGAGGUGUAUCGAAGAGGUCUGCAGGCCAUCCCACUCAGCGUUGACCUUUGGCUUCAUUAUAUAACUUUCUUAAAGGAGAAUCAAGACACUAGUGAUGGAGAAGCUGAGAAUCGCAUACGAGCUGCCUAUGAGCAUGCAGUUCUUGCUGCGGGUACAGACUUCCGGUCAGACCGUCUGUGGGAAGCUUAUAUUAGCUGGGAGACUGAGCAGGACAAGUUGGCCAAUGUUACAGCAAUUUAUGACCGUGUCCUGGGUAUUCCUACUCAGCUGUAUUCCCAGCACUUCCAGAGGUUCAAGGAUCAUGUGCAAAACAAUAAUCCCAAGCACUUCCUGUCUGAAGAGGAGUUUGUUCAGCUAAGGUUGGAACUUGCAGCUGCCAAUAAGCCCAGUGGAGAGGGAGAGGAGGAAACCCCCAGUGAGGAGCUACCACCAGGCACAGAAGACCUUCCUGACCCAGCAAAGAGAGUCACAGAGAUCGAGAACAUGCGACAUAAGGUGAUCGAGACGCGUCAAGAGAUAUUUAACCACAAUGAACAUGAAGUCAGCAAGCGCUGGGCCUUUGAAGAAGGGAUCAAGCGUCCAUAUUUCCAUGUGAAAGCCUUGGAGAAGACUCAGCUUACCAACUGGAGGGAGUACCUGGACUUUGAGCUGGAGAACGGGACACCGGAGCGUGUAGUGGUUCUGUUUGAGCGCUGCCUGAUCGCCUGUGCCCUGUACGAGGAGUUUUGGAUAAAGUAUGCCAAGUACCUGGAGAGCUACAGCACAGAGGGAGUGAGGCACAUCUUCAAGAAAGCAUGCACCGUCCACCUGCCAAAAAAGCCUACCAUCCAUGUUCUCUGGGCAGCUUUUGAGGAACAACAAGGGAACAUUGAUGAGGCUCGAGGCAUCCUGAAAAGUCUAGAGGAGGCAGUUCCUGGUUUGGCCAUGGUGAGACUACGUCGUGUGAGCCUUGAACGUCGCCACGGGAACUUGGAUGAAGCAGUAGCUCUUCUGGAGGACGCCAUCAAGAAUGCAAAAAACACAAGUGAAUCGACCUUCUUCUCCGUGAAGCUGGCUAGGCAAUUCUUCAAAGUACAGAGGAGUGUUGGAAAGGCUAAAAAAGUAUUGCUAGAGGCCAUUGAAAAGGAUGAGACCAGUCCCAAGCUCUACCUGAACCUGCUGGAACUGGAGUACAGUGGAGACGUGCAGCAGAACGAGGCAGAGAUCUUGGCAUGCUUCGACCGGGCGCUCAGCAGCACCAUGCCGUUAGAGGCGCGUGUAACUUUCUCACAGCGAAAAGUAGAGUUUCUGGAGGACUUUGGAAGCGAUAUAAAUGUGCUUGUAGCUGCUUAUGAACAGCAUCAAAAACUUAUGAAAGAGCAGGAGUCCACGAAGAGGAAAGCAGAAAAUGGGUCACAAGAGCCAGAUUCAAAGAGACAGCGCAUGGACGAUGGCUCAGUGGCAUCUGGCCAGAUGAUGCCAGACAUGCAAGCCAAUCACGGAGGAUACAACUAUAAUAACUGGUAUCAGCAAUACAACUCCUGGGGAAGUCAGAACACCUGGGGCCAGUACGGCCAGUAUGGCCAGUAUAACCAGUACUACCCCCCACCCCCGACAUGAAUGGCGUACAGUCUGAUGGAGUGACGCUGAAGUCCCUUUUACCUGUUCUUAUUGCUACUCUUGACAUUCUCAGUCAUUUGACAUGUUUCUUUGUGUUCUGAGCAUGUGUGUUGGAAGUGAAGUUUCUUUUUCUGUAAAAAGGUGUGGAUGCUUCAUUUUAGCUUGAUUUAGUGUGGUCUCUUUGGAAAUUUAGUUGUUUUGGAUGAAUUAAAUUUGUAUGGAAGCAAGUAGAAAAUUCUGAAACCCUGUUUCUGCCCUCCUAAAUGAUUCAUCACUGUUUUCAGAGCCAAAUGUGAAAUGAAGGCUUUUUAUUUUGAAUUAAUUUCAUAAUAAAGAGAUUGCUGAGA